UGGUUCGCUGCUCCGUGUGGAAUCUGUUGCACAGCGGGCGCUGACACCCAGGAGAGAGGGAGCGAGUCUGUGGCGGGGCGCGAUCUGGUUUAUACCGGUUCCCGGGAGCUAAAACCUCGGACGGAGACCGACCCUCCCUUUGACCGAGAGGUUUGUCGUCUUUUGGUGGCCAGUGUUCACCCUCUGAGAAAAAUGUUACGAACAGAAGCAAUACAAAAAUGGCCUCAAAUUUUGCAAGAUGAUUCUUUCAAAUCCGAAAUUUGCUGAACAUGGAGAGACUUUGGCUAUGAAAGGAUUAACAUUGAACUGUUUAGGAAAAAAAGAAGAAGCAUAUGAAUUUGUUCGUAAAGGACUUCGUAACGAUGUGAAGAGUCAUGUCUGUUGGCAUGUAUAUGGACUCUUGCAGCGUUCUGAUAAGAGAUAUGAUGAAGCUAUUAAAUGUUACAGAAAUGCCCUCAAGUUAGAUAAAGAUAAUCUGCAAAUUUUGAGGGAUCUUUCUCUGUUGCAGAUCCAAAUGAGAGACCUUGAGGGUUAUCGAGAGACAAGAUAUCAGCUUCUUCAAUUGCGCCCGACUCAGCGUGCUUCCUGGAUUGGCUAUGCUAUUGCAUACCAUCUACUGAAAGAUUAUGAUAUGGCACUAAAACUACUGGAAGAAUUUAGACAAACUCAGCAAGUUCCUCCCAGCAAAGUAGACUAUGAAUAUAGUGAACUCAUCCUGUACCAGAAUCAAGUAAUGCGGGAGGCAGAUCUGUUUCAGGAAUCCUUGGAACAUAUAGAAACAUAUGAGAAACAAAUAUGUGAUAAACUUUUGGUGGAAGAAAUUAAAGGGGAAAUGCUGUUGAAAUUGGGGCGAUUAAAAGAAGCAAGUGAAGUAUUCAAAAACUUGAUUGAUCGGAAUGCAGAAAAUUGGUGUUAUUAUGAAGGCUUGGAAAAAGCUCUGCAACUUAGCACUUUAGAAGAGAGACUUCAGAUUUAUGAAGACAUUAGUAAGCAGCACCCCAGAGCAAUUUCACCUAGAAGAUUACCUUUGAAUCUUGUCCCAGGUGAAAAAUUUAGAGAACUAUUGGAUAAGUUCCUGAGGGUUAACUUCAGUAAAGGCUGCCCACCCUUGUUUACUACUUUGAAAUCUCUGUAUUACAAUACAGAAAAGAUUUCCAUAAUCCAGGAGCUUGUUACUAAUUAUGAAACCUCUCUUAAAACGUGUGACUUUUUUAGCCCUUACGAGAAUGGGGAGAAGGAGCCCCCGACAACACUUCUCUGGGUUCAGUACUUCCUGGCACAGCACUUCGAUAAGCUUGGGCAGUAUUCUCUGGCUUUGGAUUAUAUUAAUGCUGCAAUUGCUGGCACUCCAACUCUAAUAGAAUUAUUCUAUAUGAAAGCAAAAAUUUACAAGCAUAUGGGUAAUCUCAGAGAAGCUGUCAAGUGGAUGGAUGAAGCUCAGUCUUUGGAUACGGCUGAUAGAUUCAUCAACUCCAAAUGUGCAAAAUAUAUGCUUCGGGCAAAUAUGAUAAAGGAAGCAGAGGAAAUGUGCUCCAAGUUCACAAGGGAAGGGACGUCUGCCAUGGAGAACCUAAAUGAGAUGCAGUGCAUGUGGUUUCAGACAGAGUGCAUCUCAGCUUACCAGCGCCUGGGAAGGUACGGGGAUGCUCUGAAAAAGUGCCAUGAAGUAGAAAGGCACUUUUCUGAGAUAACCGACGACCAGUUUGACUUCCAUACUUACUGCAUGAGAAAGAUGACCCUUCGGGCCUACGUUGAUCUUUUGAGAUUAGAAGAUAUACUCCGGAGACAUGGAUUUUAUUUCAAGGCCGCUAGAUCAGCUAUUGAAAUAUACUUGAAGUUGUAUGAUAAUCCCUUGACCAGUGAAAGCAAACAACAAGAGAGGAAUUCAGAAAACCUGUCAGCCAAAGAAUUGAAGAAAAUGCUUAGCAAGCAGAGAAGAGCUCAGAAAAAGGCUAAAUUAGAAGAAGAGAGAAAGCAUGUGGAAAGGGAACAUCAACCAAAAAAUCAAAAGAAAAAACGGGAUGAAGAAGAAGACAGUAGUGGUCUCAAAGAAGAACUUAUACCUGAAAAAUUAGAAAGGAUAGAAAAUCCAUUAGAAGAAGCUAUCAAGUUUCUUAUACCUCUUAAGAACCUUGUUGCUGAUAACAUUGACACUCAUCUAUUAGCAUUUGAAAUAUAUUUUAGAAAAGGAAAGUUUCUGUUAAUGCUGCAGUCUGUUAAAAGAGCUUUUGCCAUCAACAGGAAUAACCCAUGGCUACAUGAAUGUUUAAUUAAAUUUUCUAAAUCUGUGUCUAAUCACAGUAAUCUUCCAGACACCGUGAGCAAAGUUCUAUCUCAGGAAAUGCAGAAAAUAUUUGUUAACAAGGAUUUGGAAAGUUUUAAUGAGGAUUUUCUCAAACAUAAUGCUGCCUCUCUUCAGCAUCUACUUUCAGGUGCUAAAAUGAUGUAUUUUCUGGACAAGUCAAGGCAAGAGAAAGCAAUUGCUAUUGCCACUAGACUGGAUGAAACUAUAAAAGAUAAAAAUGUAAAGACUUUAACAAAGGUUUCUGAGGCGCUGCUCGAUGGCAGCUUUGGGAGCUGCAACUCCCAGUAUGAGGAGUACAGGAUGGCCUGUCACAAGUUGCUUCCCUUCACUUCUGCUUUCCUGCCCACUCUGAGCGAAUUCGGCAGUCACCGCGCGGCUCUGAACCACACAGCCAACUGUGAUGUCUUGGCAAAUGAAACUUGAAAUCCUCUAGAAAGUUGACAUCUCUUAGACUCAAAGCUGAAUUCAGGUCAAGGUUUCUUUUCCAGCUUGUAUUUUAUUUUUUUUAUUUAUUUAUUUUUUUCCAGCUUGUAUUUUAAUAUAGAUAAGAAAUGAAAUACUGUUGGCCCUUGAACAACAUGGGUUUGAAUUGCAAGGAUCCACUUAAUGUGUUGAUUUUUUUCCGUAGUAAAUACUACCUUACUCUGUCGUCCGCAGUUGGUUGAAUCUGAUGCAGAACCCAGGUAGGGAGGAACUGUGUGUGCACAGGUGGCCAACUAUAAGUGUAUGUGUAUUUUUGACUACAUGGAGUGUCAGCGCACCUAACUGUUGCUUUGCACAAAGGUCAGCUGUGCUUGGAUAUCAUUUUUUUGAAUGGAGUAUUCCGUAAGCUUAUUUUAUUCUUUACCUGACUCUGCCACUUUACGUAAAAAUCUGUUAAAAUUACCUGUUUGUUCUUGUACAGUUGUAAAUUUUUCCGUUGUUAGCAUUGUGAUGGUUGCUGUCACUUCAUAUUGUAAUGAUGAUAAUUUCUUAAUUAACCUAAGUUGAAUCCAGCUCCACUGUAUUAUUUUCUUUAGAUUCAGGUUUCAUUUCAGAAUUCUAUGUUUUGAUCCCUUCUUGGUUUGCUUUGUUAUUGUCUGUUUGCUUUUUAAAGCACAUCAACAUUCAAGUAUUAACUGUAUGUCAGAAAUGGUAUGGAACUCCUUUUGGCAAAUAUUUAUUUAAAGCUUAACUUUAGUGUGAUACUUUGUCCACCUUAAUUUUUUUCUGGUGUACCGUUUUCUUCUUAAUAUCCAUGAAAAUGCUAUUGUCUGUUGAAUAAGGGUACUGCAGUUUUAUGUUGAUGAUUCAGGGUUUGGGGAUCCAUUUGCCUCUUAAUCAUGAAAAUUCAGUGGUGAAUUUGUAGCAUAUCUAGGUCAGACUUGAAGAUCCACAGGCGAGAAUUACGCUUUUUUGACUGAACUGCUUUGUGUGUUCCCAGGUAGUCUAAGUAAUCUGUAUGUGAGUGGUGUGCUUCAGGAGGGCGUAUGGGGCAGAAGACAACUUUCAGUGAGGUGUUUUUACUCUUUUAGCUAUACACUGACUAUUAAAUACGUUUUAAUAUCAGCAAAAGGGGAAUCUAGACCAUCAGCUAGUUCUGUUACCGAGUCCAAGCUCACUCUGCUUGCCACACGACAGGGCAGUGAAUCCCAGAGACGAGCUGUUGAGACAAGGAAGAGACUUUAUCUGGAAAGCAGCUGACCGAGAAGAUGGCAGGCCUGGGGCCUCAAAUAACCAUCUCACAGGGUCUGGAUGCCAGAUUCUUCUAUAGAUCAGAGAUGGGGGGAGGUGAGGAAGCAAAGUAGAAAGACUCUGAGUCUUGCAAACAUCUUCCAGAACGGCAGGCUUCAGUCAGGGGAUGUGUUAAUCUCCCCCUUCGGCCAUCUGCAGGUAGACAGGGCUCUGAACAAAGGCACUUUAGUUUAUAGGCAAGCACAGGGCCAGGGUCCUCCAGCCAAGCCAUUAAGUAUGAUCAUAACAAAAGCAAGUCAAAGAAACCAUUUCCAACAUGGAGUCAGAAUUGGCUUCCUCCCUGCAACAGUGUAACUAUUAAAACAUAGUGUUGUUGAGCAAUAUUUGGGGGGGGAUAGCUUUUGUUCUAUCUUGUACAGAAAACAGUAAUAGCAUCAUUGAAUAUGUUUUUUUCAGAACCAUAUGUCUGUAACUUUAAUACUUCCUUUUAAGACAAAUAUAAAUUCAAAAGAGAUUUUAUUUAGAGAAACUGUUCUAGUUAAAAUUGUUUUCCUUCACACUAAGUUAAUAUUUAGAUUCAUAAUUGUUGAGGGAAAAGAAUUCAGUGUAAAAUAAUGCCAACCUAUAUAAUGCUGUAAUAAAUUAUUUUGUACUUGUG
Odocoileus virginianus texanus is the source of this 4637-nucleotide messenger RNA. The record is from RefSeq and is a predicted model, not a curated record. Lineage: Eukaryota; Metazoa; Chordata; Mammalia; Artiodactyla; Cervidae.